AAAAAAUCUUGUUCAAAACCCAUUAUUUCGGGUCAAGUUUCAAAUGGGGUCGAUUUUUGACAUGUUUGACUGAUUACACAGCUGUAAUCACUCCACACAAGGAGGUUAUUACUGUCAUAUCACAUUCCUUAGAAAAGUCCAUUUUCCAUAAAUCAGGAAAAUUGCAGUGUACUCCGUAGUUGUGUAAAGUGAUUUUUUAUCCUUUUUUUUUUGUUACUCGUUCUCGAUUUUCUCUCUCCAAACUUAUCGAUUUCAUCAAUGGCGGCUUCAACUUCGAUCAUAGCUGCCGACGUUGAUGAUGUAUGGCCGCCUGGUUUCCGAUUUCAUCCAACUGAUGAAGAAUUGAUUCUUUAUUAUCUCAAACGGAAGAUCUCUCGUCGUAGAUUGAAGCUUGAUAUUAUUGCUGAAGUUGAUGUUUAUAAGUGCGAACCUGAAGAAUUACCUGGGCUAUCUGUACUGAAGAAUGGGGACCGACAGUGGUUCUUUUUCAGCCCCAGGGAUAGGAAGUACCCCAAUGGAUCAAGAGCUAACAGAGCAACAAGACAAGGUUACUGGAAAGCAACUGGAAAAGACCGCCCUAUUAACUGUAAUUCAAGGAAUGUUGGUAUCAAAAAAACUUUGGUUUUCUACAAAGGUCGUGCACCUACUGGUCAGCGCACAGACUGGGUAAUGCAUGAGUAUGUAUUAGAGGAAGAUGAGCUAAAAAGGUGCCAAAAUGUUUAUGAUUAUUAUGUGAUUUACAAAGUAUUUAAGAAGAGUGGUCCAGGUCCUAAGAAUGGUGAGCAGUAUGGUGCCCCUUUUAGAGAGGAAGAUUGGGCUGAAGAUGAUUGCCCGCAAUUACAAAGCACUAGCAGCUGCAACCAGAUUUGUGCAGCUCAACAGGUGGUUAAUGUUCUUCCUACUGUUUAUUGUCCGAAUGAGCAAUUAGAUCUUUCAGUGAAUGACAUUGAUGAGCUUUUGAACCGUGUACUUGAUGAGCCUGCACCACUUCCUGUAAAUGAUGAUGACUUUGAGCAAGCGCUAUCUCAGUUUUUUGGUGAAGAAGGAAAUCAGAGUGUGGUAACAAAUCAAUCAUCAUUUGAGCAAGUCACUACACUUUUGCGGGAGGAUGACUUUAUCGAGAUGGACGACCUUUUUGCUCCGGAACCUCUCCAAGGUCUAAGUACAGGGCUUUUGCAGCCAAUCGGUGGAGAAAUCUCAGGGAAUUCACACUUGAGAGUAGAAGAUGAUGGGUUGAGUCAAUUUGAUCUGUAUUAUGAUGCUGAUGCCAUUUUACAUCAAUUGACAGGCGAUGACCACCACCAGACAGCGUCUCUUUCCCAAUAUCAUCAUAGCUCACAAUCACAUGAAAGUGAAUUAGUUAGUGAGAUGUGGACUUAUGAUCCCAACAUUUUCCCGGUCAACUCUACAGUACCAUCCUCAGGUGUCGUAUAUGAUGAUGGUAUUUCUGGAUUGAAUCAAAAUCAAGAGGCCGAAAGUUCACAACCUUGGUCGUCUUCUUCUUUAUGGUCAUUAGUGGAUUCUAUACAUGCACCCCCUGCAUCAGCUGCUGAGAGCAGCGUUUUGUUGAACAAGGCAUUUCAAAGGAUGUCUAGUUUUAGUCGGAUAAGACUGAAUUCCAGAAUUAUCAUCCCCGCAGCAGUUGCAGGUAGAGCUAGUAAAUCUUCGAGUAGGAUAAAAGGAUACUUCUUUUUUUCAUUUUUGGCCGCGUUAUUUGCUGUACUUUGUGUUUUUAUUGGUUCGAAUGCUAGCGUUUUUGGGAAAUUACAUUGCAGGAUGAAGUUGUAAAUUCAUUUUCCCUUGGUUUACAUUAUAGUGUAUAGGUGGGAAUCCAUGGAUGAAUUGUGAGAGUAAAUAUACGAAGUAUAUCAUUUUUCAGCAUUUGUUA
Molecule: messenger RNA, 1888 nt
Organism: Spinacia oleracea (spinach)
Lineage: Eukaryota; Viridiplantae; Streptophyta; Magnoliopsida; Caryophyllales; Amaranthaceae
Product: NAC domain-containing protein 17
Exons: 4
Coding region: 259-1788 (509 amino acids)
Biological process (GO): regulation of DNA-templated transcription
Molecular function (GO): DNA binding
Source: RefSeq, a predicted model, not a curated record